Caenorhabditis briggsae is the source of this 921-nucleotide messenger RNA. Lineage: Eukaryota; Metazoa; Nematoda; Chromadorea; Rhabditida; Rhabditidae. The transcript is spliced from 7 exons. The record is from RefSeq and is a predicted model, not a curated record. Bases 1 to 921 code for a protein of 306 amino acids.
AUGAAACCAAAUGAAGAAGUUAAAAUUGAAACCCAUGAAACCCAUGGAAUAGAAUCUCCACCUCAAGGAAUUGCGGAUGGAACGCAGGACACGAAAUAUGUAGAAGACGUCAACAAGAAGGAUAAGAAAUCUGAUGAGAGGAGAAUUCCGGCACACUGCCAAGAAGAAUGGACUCCGGUCCCAGACGAUUUCAAGGAGCAAAUCAAUCAUAAAGAAAUGGGUCCGAUCACCAUUACAACUCAUAACGUAGCUGAUAAGGAUAUUUUUGUGGAUCAGCAAAUCGAGAAAAAAGUUCGAAUAGGAAAUGUGCAGAUAAAUUAUGAGAUUCUGGUGUAUGAAGUUGGAGUAAAUGCAGAUGUUGUUGAUCUCGAACGAGCCGAAAUUCUGAAAUAUUACGUUUUUCCCGCACUUUUUCGUAGAUCAAAAAAAGUGGCCGAGGAGACGGAAAGCGAGGGAAAUUUGAAUAAGAAAGAGAUGACAAAGGGGAAAAUGACAGAAACUCGACGAAAAUCAAUAGAAAACCAAAAAAAUCAAGAUAACAAAAUCCGGAAACUAAAAUUAUUUUUUAGAUUACUGUAUUUGUCGUUGUGGAACCUUCAUCCAGGUGUUUCUCUCUCUUUUUUUUUCUCCCCGACUCUUCUAUUCUUCUCUAGAAAAAAUAUAUUUUUCGCUAAAAUGUCGUAUCCAGUACAUCCAUCGUACGGUCCUAAUGGAAGCCAAGUGUUCACACAACAACCGUAUCCAAACCAGCAGCCGAUUAUCAUUUACCAACAACAACCCGGAUACCAUCAGCAACAACAACAACGUGAUAAUUCGUGUUGCUGCGAGUGCUGUGCAUGCUGCCAAUGCUGUCUAAUGUGCUGUGCGUGCAGUUAUCUGCUCACAUGUUGGGCGGAGCUUUGCUGCUCAAUUCUUGACUAA